Messenger RNA from Mizuhopecten yessoensis (Yesso scallop), 6032 nucleotides. RefSeq lists its product as uncharacterized. Gene Ontology annotation, molecular function: cysteine-type deubiquitinase activity; cysteine-type endopeptidase activity. The transcript has 19 exons. The coding region runs from base 93 to 3503 and encodes 1136 amino acids. Gene Ontology annotation, cellular component: cytosol; nucleus. The record is from RefSeq and is a predicted model, not a curated record. NCBI's taxonomy places the organism in Eukaryota, Metazoa, Mollusca, Bivalvia, Pectinida, Pectinidae. Gene Ontology annotation, biological process: protein deubiquitination.
CGGUAGACAGAACUAAAGUGAAAGUAGAAUUUCCAUGGGGAUUACCAUAUUUUGGUCAUGUUUUAUUUGAAACAGAAACGUGAAGUGUACACAUGAAUUCAAAUGAAUAUCUUAUUGUAUUGUUAAUUGUUGAAGGCUGUAUUGUUUUAAUUGCAAUACUUAUAUAUUGUCUGAUGGAGAGAAGAAGGAAAAGAAAGAGAGAAGACGUUGAGACUGGAUCAAGUAAUGAUGUAACGAAAAGACAAAAGAUGAGUGCAGGAUCAAGUCAUGCAGGAACAGAUGUUUCGGAACUGGGCGACAAACGCUUUCCGUUCAAGCCUAAGGGAAUCCCUAAUGUUGGUGCCUCCUGUUUCAUGAACUCAAUGUUGCAGUGUUUAUCCUGGAGUCCAUGCCUUAUAAAACAGCUGGAACAUCAAAUAGAGAAAAUGCAACAGAAACAAUACCAGGGGAAACUGGCGACAACUUUUCUUAGAUUAUUACAACUAAAUCACGCCGGAGAUGAAGAUACGGCCAAGGCCUAUAAGAAGAAACAGACCAAAAAUGUGAAAAUGUUUUGUAAGGAAUUAGUUAAAGAAAAGGAGCACUUCGACGGUCGAAGUCAAGAAGACAGCUUUGAAUUUUACAACGCUCUAAUAAGUGGCUUGGAGGAUGAGGCUCUACGAAAUGUUCCGUUUUGGCCCAAAAAAGAACCAGUCACAGAGAUGGAACAUAUCAUGCAGACCUGCGACGUGACAAGGUUGUUUGGUGGUAUGUUUAUGACCUGUUACUGUUACAAGGAGUGUGGACAUGUUGAGCCAGUGUUUCAAAGAUUCACCAGUUUGAGUAUCCCACCAGUCGUAAAGAAAAAGACUGAAGACGACAAACCAAAACCAACCUUUGCUAAAAAGGUAAACAAAUAUGUUAAGCGACCUGGUCCUCUGGAAACAAUUGCCUUUUCAGUCAAACCAAAGAAACGACAACCUUCCACGCGACACGUUGAGGUCGACAGUGUGUCUAAAUCUGUUGAUGUCUCAGCCACCAGAGAGCCCUAUUCAGGACAAUCUAAACGUAUUGUUGAUGAAACAACCCGGAUUGUCAGCAAUCAAGACCAUCAGAUGAAGACUCCGAAAGGGUAUGGUGCGAUACAAAAGUCACAAAAAAUGGACGGAAAUCGUAAACGUAAACACAACACGACGUCAAUGCCUAAAUCCACGUCCAACCUAACUGAAAGUUCUGAUAACACAACAGAAAAUAGUAUCGACAUGUCUUCCUUACGCGAACAUUUACCCAUCGUAGAGGAAUUAGGUCUGAAAACUGAGAACAAAAAGGGAGAUGUUGUUGUUGGCAAUAAUGAUGAUACCAACGACACUGACGGAAGCACUAGUAAAUCAGAUAUUGGUAAAGUAACACCAAAUAGCGACGAUCAAGAAUCUCUGUCUGAUUGCAGUAUAGAAGACAUCAACAGACUCCAGGGCUUGUGUUUGGUAAAGAGAAAGAACAAAUUAAAGAAGAAAAGAACUGGCAUAGAACUCAGUCUUGACAAGUUGACAGAUUUUGAAAAGAUGAUGGCUGCUGACCUUCCAUGUCGGAUAUGUAGUAAGAAGAAAGAAACAUGCGGUGGUGUCCUGUACAAACAAAUCCAACUUGUCUCCCUCCCUCACGUACUGGUUCUUCACAUCAACAGAUUUGAACAGAAAGGAAGCCAGUUUUGUAAAGUUACAGACUUUGUAUCUUACCCGAAGUUUUUGGAUAUGACUAAGUUCUGUUCAAAGUCAUUAGAGCAACUGGAAUCAGACAGCGAGCUGUUGCAUGGACACUUUUAUUCCCUGUUCGGUGUAGUAAACCACCAGGGUUCGAUGAGAGGAGGCCAUUACUAUGCCUACAUAAAAACUAACCAUCGAGAUGUACGACACAUACAGAAUCAACUGCAAAACUCAUGGAAGGACCCAGAGGCUAUGGCGUCCGGAAUCCGUACACAACUAGAGGCUAUAUGGAAAGCAGAACGAGAAAUCUGCGUUCCACCAGAUAAGAAACAACAACAGGAAGAUAAAGAAGAUGUUGACUCUCAGAACAGUCAAACGAGCAACGAUGUUCAGAAAAAGAAGAAAGAUGGAUGUCGAAAAGAUGGCAGCCUCUGUCAUAACAACGACCAACAAGAUUCAGUUGAUCAAAACAGAAGACCAAAAAAGAAUGUCACUUUUGAUAAUGAGGAUAGUGAACAAGACAUACUGUCCGAGGGAAACAAAACAGAUCUUCAAAAGGAUCCCGAUCUUCAAAGAUGUAAAAAGAAAAUCAAAUCAAGGAAUAAUGAGGACAAAGAGAGCUGUGCACUUCAGAAGGAAGACGGAACAGCUGGAUGUCAGACAGGACAAAACGGUUAUGUGCUGGAGGAAAUCAUACAUAACAAUUAUCACGAUGAAGUAAAAGAUUCUGAUAAUCAGGAAGACAUGAAAGACCCAGUUCGAACAAAAAGUCCGAUAAGUGUUGUUCAUGGAGAAGACACAAAUGUUCCUAGUCGACAGAAAAGAUCGACGAAUGAUGUUCAAGAGGAAGAUAUGACUUCUCCUGAUCGAAAGAAAAAACGGAAGGAUGUUGUUCAGGAGGAAGUAAAGAAUGACCCUGAUCGAAAGCAAGAACACAAAGAUACUGAUCGAGAGUUAGACAUGAAUGAUCCUGUUCGCGAGAAAGAGCACAAGAAAGUAGCUCUUGGGGAAGAUAUUAAUGAUGUUGGUCUAAAAAAGAACGAAACCAAGGAUGUAGUUCGUGAGGAAGACAUGAAUGAUCCUGGUAUGAAAGAAGAAAUCAAGGAUGAAAUUCGCAAGGAAGAAAAACAUGAGCCUGAUAUAGGGAAAGACGUGAAACCUCUUGGUCGAUCGAAAGAACAAAAGAAAACUGUUUGCCAGGAAAGCAUGCAUGCUCCUGGUCAAAAGAAAGAACACAAAGCUAAGAACGACAAUGAUGCUGGCGACGUAAAUGAUAACCAGAUCGACAAGAAAGUACACUUAAAAGGUUUUAUCAACAAGGGAGAAAAUGGGGAUAGAUUUAAGGGGAAAGAUGCAAAGGAUCCUGAUCAGAGCACAGGAGAGCAGGAUGCUGGUCAGAAAACAAUGGAACAUAAUGCUGUUAUGAUGACAAAAGACGAGAAAGAUGCUCAGAAAAGAAAGGAGAAUGAUACUAUCCAGAGGAAAGAAGAUAGAGAUUGUUUUAAAACAAAGAGAGAUGAAAAGAUGAAGAAAAAAGGGAAAAAAGGGGCUUACAAAGACGACAGGGAGAGACCUUUACAGCCAAACGAAAAGCAGGACGAGGAACAAGGCGAUCACAUUCCUAUCUACGAACACAACAGCGAUGCGGUCAAUAGAAAAAAGAUUCCUACAAACUGGGAAGACCGGGGAGAUAACAAGGGGCCAAAAACAGACGCUCACGACAUGUGGUUUUAUGUUAGUGAUUCAAGGGUUCAAAAAGAAGAAGAACGCACAGUGUUUACAAGCACAGCAGCCUACAUCCUUUUGUACGAGCGAAUUUGAUGAAUAUUUUAUCACGAAUCUUUCGUAUACGAACUAUCUAAGUUAUGGCCUUGCAUUCAAGAAAUAUUUGUAUAAAUUCACAUGUUUGUAUUUUCAGAUUCGCAGACGUAUAUUGAUGGUUCCUAAUAUCCGUUACUGACCUAGCUCUUCGUUGCCACUUAAACUAAUUUCUGCGACAGUAAAUCUACCAAUAUGUGUCCGAAAAACUGUUAAUAAAAUAUGUUAUCCGCUCAUGUGAAGUAUUUGAAUCCCUGACUGUGGUGAAAUGUGUACUCGAUUCCUCAUAUCGUGGAUGACUUGGGGUGGAUCCUGUUGACAAUUUGUCUUUAAGCCGUAUCCGAUGGACAAUGUGUGCCGGUUCAUGAGAAGAACUUGUGACGUAUCCUGAAAGACAUGGCUUUAAACAACGUUGUAAAUAUUUUAUUUCAUUUUUUUUCAUCGGGUAAAACAUUACUUGCCUGUAAAUGUUAAGUUAAGAUAUUUUACGUUAGUUAAAAAAGAAAGAUCAGGACAGAUACUUUUGAAAGGUUGCCAUUGUUAUUUAAACAAUGUCACAUUGCAGUAUGACCGAUAGGUCGAGUCCAAUUAUAAACUAAAACAAAGACUUUCUUAACAUAAGCGUCGUCAUUGAGUCUGACACAUACUCCCGCAUCAAAAUUGUCGUUUUUUUGUUUUUUGUUUGUUUUUAAAUUCUAACCGUUACAAAACUUCUGACGAACUGCUCCUUUUAAUUUUUACCAGAAUUAAGUUUAACAUAUUGAUUAAUAACCUGUUAUGUGGUUUUAAUAUGAUAUAUAUUUCAGGAAGUUAAUGUUGAUAUUCAUUAUGGAUAAUAAGAUGGCGUUCAUAAAAAAGGCAGUAUAUAUAAGCAAUAAGUUUGCUGUCACUUCAAAAUAUGACUUUUCAUACGAAAAACAUAAAAAAGAAUUGUACACUGUUAUUGUUUUAGUUAGUGAUUUGUGAUAAAGAUCUGAUCGCAGUUAACAAUAAACAAUAUUUUUUAUCAUCAAUAUGCUUCUUUAUACCACCUACCGGUAGCAUGAUACAUUAAUUAUCAUUGGUUGUCAGUAUGAGAAGUAAUUGAGAACGACUUGAGAAGAACUCGUGAACGAAUUUUCCCAUUUCCAAUCACUUGGCCCUUGUGUAAACAUAAAUCAUAUUGAUAGUGGCCCGUGUGUAAACAUAAAUCUUAUUGAUAGUGGCCCUUGUGUAAACAUAAAUCAUAUUGAUAGUGGCCCGUGUGAAAACAUAAAUCAUAUUGAUAGUGGCCCUUGUGUAAACAUAAAUCAUAUUGAUAAUGUGUCUUAAGCUAUUAUUUUGCCAAUUUUUGUUAAUAUUUCGAUAUCGGAUAUUAUAUUGAAAUAAAUAUUAAUAGGUAAAUAUGAUGAUUAUGUUUCCAAAGAGGCUACAAACUUUGUACCAUUAUUAUGAUGUUAAAUUGUUAAUUAUCUUUGGAGGUGAUAUUCAUUUACAUUCAAUAAUGUUUUUAUCAGCUAAAUUUUUAAAAAAGAGGUUAUUUCAUCAACAAACUAUGUAUAAUUACUAAUAAAAAGUCUAAUAAUAAUAUUUCUAUUAUCCGAUUUAUGUGUAUGAUAACACUUCCAAAUCCUUUAACUAAAAUGCAAUUGAAACGUUAGGAAAGAGUUGAAAAAUAAUAUAAUUGUUCCCUCACGAAAUUACUACGACUCAUUUAUACUCUAAGUUACUGAUUCGAUAUGAAAUUGCUCAGUUUUGGUCAAUAGGAUAUGAAAGUUGUUUAAGUUUUCUGUUUUUAUAAUGAAAUAUCGUUAAUCAGUUUCCACGUUUAUGAAGAUCAAGUUGGAAAGUAAUUAACAUUAAAUGCAAAACCACAACAAACGGCCGACCGACGAAACGGUCUUAUCAGCUCUUACUUUUCACUGGGUCUCGAUUUCGAGAGAUCAAACUGAAUCGCUGCAGGCACUAUUCAACAUAUGUCAAUUGAGACACACUUCAAAUUUACGGUGAUAAACAGUGAAUUAUAUCUGUGAACUUAAACGACAAAUAUGUAUCUCAUCGAGCGGACACAGCAUCAGAGUGUACGUACUAAUAGCACGUCAUUCUCAUAAUAAACUCUUAAAUCAGUCAUAGAAUAUACGUUUGUAUCAGAAUAGUUCAUGCUGCCUAUAAACCUGUCAUGUUAAAGAAGAACAAAAGGGAGAGAACUCGUAAUCAUUUAAAACGAAAAUAGAGAAAACGAAAGUAGACAGAAACGAAAGCAACAUGGGUUUCAAAAUAGAUAUUACAAAUGGCGUCGGUUAAGUAAGAUGUGUUAAAGCAAAUGAUCAGAUGUCUUCACAAGCUUUAGUGAUACAUGUAGGAUGUAUAGCCGGAGGGGUAAUAGUUGUCGUCAUCCUAAUUUUGGGCAUCCUCUACAUUCUAUAUAUGCGUGCCAAAUCACGGAGGAAGAGAAAACAUGAUGUACAGCCUUCUGAUGAUGAAGAAACUGGAACUCCAGCGAAAAGGCGAUGCAUAAGAAAUACCAUAUUGGAUUUCGCUGACGAACCAAAG